Molecule: messenger RNA, 3163 nt
Organism: Scleropages formosus (Asian bonytongue)
Lineage: Eukaryota; Metazoa; Chordata; Actinopteri; Osteoglossiformes; Osteoglossidae
Product: kin of IRRE-like protein 1
Exons: 15
Coding region: 373-2784 (803 amino acids)
Biological process (GO): cell-cell adhesion
Cellular component (GO): plasma membrane; cell-cell junction
Molecular function (GO): cell adhesion molecule binding
Source: RefSeq, a predicted model, not a curated record
CGUGGAAUAGAACACACACACACACACACACACAGAGAGAGAGCUGUGAAGGAGGUAGACACGGAAGGAUGCCCAGGAGGAGGGGAUGCAGGGGUCCUCAUCGUCCUGCUGCCCAUGAUCAUGCUGGAAGAGCAGAGACGCAGGGAGAAGGAGCCUUUCGCACUCAGACAGCGUAGGAGACAGCAGGAGGGGUAAAAACGGGGUUAAAAAAAAGGAAAAAACAAGCGAUCGGUGCGAAUGAGCGACUCGGAGGGGAGCGGGGGACACGCGCGCUGAGGGAGGGCAGCGCCGAUACCUGCUGUCGGAGCUCUGGAUGCCGGUGUCCCCGCCAAGAGGAGAACUGCUCGCCCUUUCCAUGAGCUCGGCUCAACCAUGAGGAGCCUCCUGCUCAUAACUUUGGCGUUCCGCUUCCACGGAGUAUGGGCGGCCCGUUUCUCACAGGAACCAGCGGAUCAGUCCGUGAUUCUGGGCCAGAGGGCGGUUCUGUCCUGCGUCGUGUUCAACUACUCGGGCAUCGUGCAGUGGACCAAGGACGGCUUGGCCUUGGGCAUCGGAGAUGACCUUCGAGCCUGGCCCAGGUAUCGUGUGUUGCGUGGGAUGGAGAUGGGCCAGUAUGACCUGGAGAUCCUGUCAGCUGAGCUGUCGGAUGACUCUCUAUAUGAGUGCCAGGCCACAGAAGAAGCCCUCCGUUCCCGAAGAGCAAAACUCACUGUCCUCGUGCCCCCUGGAGACCCUGUGAUUUACGAGGGUCCGCAGGUGCUGCUGAGGGCGGGUGAGGCCUACAACCUGAGCUGUGUGUCUCGUGGGGCAAAGCCGCCUGCGCGCAUCCACUGGGAGAAAGACGGGAUGCCGCUAGAUGGGGGCUUCAGUGUCACCGAGGUGCUAGCAGACCGGAAGCGAACCACCACCCGCAGCUUCCUACCCAUCCUCCCCGUGGAAUCAGACACAGGACGCAACAUUACCUGUGUGAGCAGCAACGCAGCUGCUCCCACCGGCAAAUACGCCACCGUGUCCCUCAACGUCCACUAUGCCCCCAUAGUGACCCUGUCUGUGGAACCACGCUCUGUGCUCCAGGGAGACAAAGUCACCUUUACCUGCCAUGCCAGCGCCAACCCACCUGUCAUGGGUUACAGGUGGGCGAAGGGAGGCAUUCUGCUGGAAGGCGCCAGGGAGAGUGUGUUCGUGACCACGGCCGACCACUCCUUCUUCACGGAGCCAGUGUCCUGUCAGGUGUUCAACGUAGUGGGCGGCACCAACGUCAGCAUCCUGGUGGAUGUCCAUUUUGGCCCCCUGUUGCUGGCAGAGCCCACCCCUGUGACAGCAGAUAUCGAGACUGAUGUCACACUGCGCUGCAAGUGGUCUGGUAACCCCCCUCCCACCCUCACCUGGACCAAGAAGGGCUCCAGUGUGGUACUCAGUAAUAAUGCCCAGCUGUACCUGAGAUCUGUGAGUCAGAGUGAUGCUGGUCAAUACAUUUGCAAGGCCAUCGUCCCCCAGAUUGGCGUAGGCGAGAGGGAGGUCACUCUCACUGUCAACGGUCCUCCUGUUAUUUCCAGCGAUCCCAUUCAGUAUGCGGUACGAGGGGAAAGAGGAGAGGUCAAGUGUUACAUUGUCAGCACCCCUCCCCCGGACAAGAUUAUGUGGGCGUGGAAUGAGAAUGUGUGGGGGGAUGAGAGGUACACGGUGGAGCCCAGCUUGUUGCCGGGAGGCGCCGUGCUCUCCACCCUCUUCAUCACCAGCGUCAUGGACUCGGACUUCCACUCUCCUUACAACUGCACGGCCUGGAACCAUUUCGGACCCGGGUCCAUGGUCAUCUACCUGCAGGAGAAAGAGACGGUGCCAGUAGGGAUAAUAGCCGGUGGCACUGUGGGAUCUCUCAUCCUGCUUCUCCUCUGUCUCCUGGCGCUUGCCUUUUUCUUCUUCCGUCAGCGCAAAGGAAGUCGGCGUGGGGUGACUCUGGGAAAGGCGGAUAUCAGAGUGGAGACAGUCAACAAGGAGACUCCCAGUCUAGAGGAAGAUUCUUCCAGCAUCUCCACAGCAACCCGCAUGGUCAAGGCCAUGUACUCUUUUUUGCCAUCUGUCUCCCUCUCUCCUUCCACUCAGUCUUUCAAAGACGACAUUGAGCUCAAAAAGGAACUACGCAGCGACACGCUCGACACCUCCGGGGAAUAUGAGAUCAAGGACCCGACAAAUGGCUACUACAAUGUGCGAGCCAACCCUCAUGAUGAAACUCAGCCUUCUACAUGCUCCAUGUUAUACCAUGAAUACCAACCUGCCAAUAUGGCAGGUGGGGCAGCGGGGGCUGUGGCAGGUGGCACAGGUGUGCCUAGUGGAGGGGGUGUGGCUUGCAGCGGAGCUGUGGCUGGUGGCACCGGGAGUGGAGGGGGAGCUGGAGCAGGAACUUAUAACCCCCGCCCCCCAUCGCGUUUUUCCCACACAAACUACGCUCAGUUCAGCACCUUUGCACGGGUCGGUAAGUCCCAGCCAGCAACCACAAACCCUGCCCCUUCCAUGGGGGAGUUCUCCAGAGACUGUGGCCUUCUGGAGUCAUCCACACAGCUGGCUUAUGAGACAUACAACUAUCGGGCUCAAUACCCAUACCGCCUGGGCUUCACCCCCUUGGAGGGAACUCCAGCCUUUGAGAUGUACGGGACGGCAGCCACUGCUGGGAUAGCGCAAGAGACUGGAUUUGGCAAGUUUGGUGGCUCUGCCCGCUUCUCUUACACCUCGCAGCGCACAGACUACACACAUAGACACAACCAGAGGAUGCAGACCCAUGUGUGAGAAUGAAGGACACUAGACACUGCUCUUCUGCCCCCAAUCCUAACUCUUUGCCCUUGGAGCUUCUGUUUCACACAGUGCUGAAUGUUUACCUCCCAGCUCUAAAGGCUGAGGUCAAGAUUUUAGACUAGAGAGAAGAACAUGAACCUUGGCUGACAACUUUCUUGUCCUGUUUGUACGUACCAUUUUAUACAUUUCUCCAGGAAAAAAAAUAAAUGCCGAUGUGUGUUUGCCUUGUAUACAUCCUCCAUAUUCAUUUGUAUAUUUUCAGUACUUUUUCUGUUUAUUAUAGUCGGUGUACUAUUGUUUUUUGUUUACGCAGUAUUUAUACAUACUAUCCUGAAUCAGAUAUGAAAAAAAAUAAAUUCUGAAACGGAGGAUU